ACUACACAAAGUUGUUAUUGUUAAAUGGGUUGGAAGGUAACUACUGAUCAUAGAAUCUUAGAAUAUCUUGGGUUAGAAGGGACCUUAAAGAUCAUAUAGUUUCAAACUUCCUGCUGUAGCCAGGAAUGUCACCCAAUAGUUGAAAUUGCUCAGGGACCAAUCCAGCUAAAUUAAAGGAUGAAUAUUCAAAUAGGAAACUAGGAAUGGUUGUAAAAUUGUACAUUUUUGAAAUGUCACUGAAGGUGCAUCUCAGAAGGAUCUGGCCCUUUCUGUGUCACAUCUGUAUAUCACUCUGAUUAGGUAUUCACUGAGGAAUACAUCUGAAAGCAUUCCUGGUAAAUAGGCUAGUGGGUGAAUUUUUUCUCAUGGCAACCCAUGAUGGAUUUUGACACUGAUAUUCUACAUGUGAUUUCUAAGAAUAUUUUUCAGAUUUAGAAUUGCCAUCAGCUGUGAUACUGGUGGGUUUGUGUGUCUAAGAGGAGAAAUUGUUUAGUCAGGAAAAUAAAUACAUUUUACCUUUUUGUGAAUUUGGAUAAAUGUGUUCUGUAAAUUAUGUUUUGUUUUUCUUCACAUAAAAUCGUCUCCUAAAUACCAGCUGGCAGAGAAGUUGCCUUUUGCAGAACAGAUGAUUUUUUCACAGCAUUUACUUGAUUCAUUCCAUAGCUGUCACUUUUUCAAGGAACAGAUCACAGCAAACAUUCCUAAAAUUAAGGAUUUUCUUCCUGACCCUUAUCAACACUGAGUUUGAAAUGAUGGAAACUUUCGGAGCUUUUUUGUUGUUUUCCUUUGGAUUUUUGUUUUGGCUAUUCUCAUUUAUUUAUUUUAAUUCUCUCACUCCUGGAGCAGUAAGGAUGCUUUGUUGCUUUGAGGGACUAGAGAUUAUACCUAGCUUUCCUGAUUUUGGUGUUACCUUUCAUUAAAUGUUAGUCCCUUUGUCAAUUAUGCACUAGUCUAUUUGCCUUUCAACUUGGUUCUUUCUAUUCAGGGAUUUACAAUAUUAUCGAGUUAAGGAUUCUCACAGUAGAUGGUAAUGGAGAAAUUCAGUUAAGUGAGUUUGUUUAGGAGUGCUGAUUAAGCAAAUGUUUCUGAGACUAUUGCCUUAAGGCACUGUGUAAAGAGGUUUCAUUUUACUUCUUUUAGCUGAAAAUGUAGUUUUAUUGAACUCUGUUGUUUGUUAAGCACUAGCUUUUUCCUACCUGAUAUGUCUAAGAAAAAAAUGUAGUGAUAUCUUCAUUGUUCUUAAUAAAAUGGAUUACUAAAUUGUGAGAGGAUUAAGCAUUUUAGCUUCUGGCCUUUGCACUUAAUUGCAGAAUACCUUUCUGGAGAGAAAAAAAGAGACCAACCUCCAGUGCUUUAUGCUCUGGCUUGAAGUACUUCACUCCUGGAGAUAGUUUCCAGGUAAACCAAGUGUUCUCACCUACAAGAAUGUGGCAUUUGAAAAUCUAUCUUCCAUUAGUGGGUUAAUGAAUUCCUUGUAAUUAGGCAAAUUAGUAAUUUAGUGGGUAGGUUAAGUUAUUCUCUAAAUUAAAGUAAUUGAAGUGUUGCCAAUUAAGAGUUGGUGUGAUAUCAUAAAUUACAUGUGAUCUUGCUUUUUGUUCAAGGACCUUUAAGACUUUUCUAAAUGCUGAGCAGUGUUCCUUUGAAAACAUACAGCUCAUUUUUUGGAAAAAUACAAUCUAGUACCCAGAGAUUUCAAAGGAUUCUAUUAAGUCUCAUACUAAAUACCCUUGUCUCUGAACCCCACUUAAACUUUGGCAUAAUGCUGCUGUUCAGACCCUAUUUUAGAAGUCUUGAGAACUGAAGGAAAUACAAUUUUCAUCAUCUUUCAGCUUCGUAAUGAGUCCCAACAUUGUUUUGGGGACAAAUUGAUGAUUGUUGUACUCUUGUUGGCUCAAAAAAUGAAAAUAUGGCACGAGCUGUGCUGUGUUCUGCUGGAGUGAUGGGUUUUAUACAAGAGAUGAAGGAUGUGUGUGGGCAUGCAUUGCCUGCCCUGGGGCAUGUCAGGAGAGACCAGGCAGCCUCUCGGGAACUGAGCUGGUGGGAUCUGAAUGUUUGCACUUUUGUUUGGAAGUGGACCCGGGAGUGAACAUUUAGCAGCAUGCUUAAAUUUUGUCUGGAAAACAGCAAGUUGGAGCAAUUUGAAAUAGUGAGGGAAUGACAGGGAGAAUGGAUAAUCACAUGCCCCGUGCUCAGAUUUAUUUGCUUUGGUCCCCUUUUUACUUAGCAAUCAAUGUAAGACCAUGAGAGCACUAUUUCUUCAUGUCUCUGAAACUUCUGGAGUAAUUGGUAAAACUCUUGACAGGCCCUUAGAACAAACUUUUCUAAUGUACAGAAUUUUAUGUGUGGCUUAAUUAAUUUCAGAAUUAAAUCAAGAUAUGGGCUUAAAAGAAAAACUACACUAAACUUUGCUUUACAACAAUUACAGAAAUCAGAAUAAAAUUUGUUAAAUUAACUGUGUUACAUUUUAUACUCAGUAUUUUUUCAAGUUUGUAAUUUUUUGGUCUUUAAUUUUGUAUAAUUAGUCUAAGAAUCUACAAGGAAGAUUCUAUCCCUUGUGGAACUUUUUUGCCAAAAUUACUAAUUACCUAAGUAAGUGGUAAUUGCACAAUGGACUGCAAAUUAUGUCUUAAUCUUUUCAUGGAGAUUAAGACAUAAUUUUGGCAAGCACGUUUGAAUAUUCAAGUUUCUGCAUAAUAAUAAUAAAUGGACCUAUUGAUUUGUCUCCUCAGUUUAAGUACACUCUUAGGUUAACAUUUCAAAUCCUAGAAACAUCAUUUAAAUAGACAAAACAGAGGUAACUUGUAUGUUGAAAAGUGCUGAAUUGUUUUAUAAGAACUUAAUGCAGCGAUAUUUUUUGAACUCAAACACAGUAUUUUAGGGUGUUUUAUAUCUGAAUUUUAAAAAUCACCUGCUCAUGUAUAUAUAGCCUUGUAUUUUCUGAUUUGCACACAUGCCACACGUGCCUGAAGAUCAGUUACAUUGCCACUUGUGCCUUCAUUGGAGAAUGUAAUUAUGCUGCAAGAAUAAAUAAGGCACAACACACUGUAUCCAUUUUCUCUAUUGCAUCUGAAAAAUACUGGGGAGGAAAGAAUAAGUAACACUCAAGAUAAAUUCUAUCUUCCUUAAGGCCAGGCUUGUAAAAGGCAGGUGUUUAGUUUAGUCUGGUCAUCUCUCAUCCUGCUAUAAUGAGUUGAAGAGAGAUGUGGCAUUAUCUGUCAGUCACUAGGUCUGCCUAUGUUAGACAUCUGCAUUAGACAUGGGUGCAUGUCCUGGGCCUGAAAUGCCUGUUUUUCAUCUUUCUUCUUGCUGGAAAAGUGAGUAUGAUCCAGUGAGAUGUGCUUUGGAUACCCUUGGGUUUGGAGGGAAUAGCUAAACUUCCCGAGUAAGUGAUCAGAUAUUCUAUUUCAUUAAAAUUGUCUGUGCCAAUGCCUGUUUACCUAGUGAAUUCACAUAAAUGGUAUUUCAUUUUGUUUUACACAGACAAUUUUUUCCCCCUCUGAGUUUUCCUUGUAAAGGACAACAGUUUAGAAUCACAGUAUCUGUGCACUGGAUGUCACUUUGCAGGCAUGGUGACCCUCCUCCCCCCCCCUUUUUUUUUUUCCCUCCUGGUUUUCACUUUUCCUGGUUUUGCAUGUUUGGUAGGACUUGAUAUUUUUACAUUAAAGAAUGGGCUACAAGACAUAAAAAUGGUGUUGAGGCACCCUUUCCAAAGAUUUGCUGGUCCGUAAAAUGUCCAGUUUGAGAGUCAAGUUUUUCAUUAAUGGUUGAGAUGAACUAUUGCAAAACUGGAUGGGUACUUUGAAGUUUGUCCAGUUACUGGAAUUCACACAAAUGGAAAGGAGAUGUUCAAAUAGAUCUUCUGAGGCAUACCUGAAUCUUCCCUUUUUUGAUCUACUUCCUGUUCAGUGGUUUAGCAGAGGUUUAGCAUUAGACUUAGAGACUUUCAGAGGAUAUUCUAAAGUCAGUGGAAGUAAGUCCUGGCUCAUGUGCUUCCCAGUCAUACUCACUUAUGAAAAAUAAAUGUGUUCCAUUUUAGUAACAGAUAAUGCUGUUAAAGAAAAGAAAACAUUUCAAAUUUAUUCCUCAAUAGCUUUCCUUUGUGUUAUGUAUUUCUUCCUGGCUCCAACACUAACUUUGUCCUCAUAGCAAAAGUAAACAUAUGGCAAAAGCUAAACACUUUUUCUUGCUUACAAAUAAGGAAAAUAGGCGCUUCAUUUCAUAAAAAUAGCCAAUGUUUUAUUUAAAAAAAGAGACAACCCAAGACUUUUUUUUUUAAAAAAAGUAGUGCCGAGUCCUCAUCCUGAGAAGCAGAUGGGAAGCAAAGAGCUCUUUCAAACAGCUGAUAGCAUUUUAAAGUCUGUAAGGUGUUUGGUGUGGCUGGUGGGGUGGGAUAGGGGAAGUAACAGCACUAUUUCCAAAAACUUGGAACUUCCAAAAACUGUUUUACUAAACCACAGAAAGCAAGUAAUAGAUAAAACUGUAUAUUAUUCAUUUGUGGUUCGUGAAUAAUACUAUUUUUGUGUAACAGGUAGUGACUACUGUUUUCCUUGAUUUAAAAUUUAUUUUGGAUUCAAGAAAGAUGAUAAUUUGAAUAACUGAUCAAGUAUGUAUUUUAAUAUUUUCAAAUAAUUCAAGAAACUGAGUAUUCACUUCCAAAGUUUCAGAAUAGAGAGCUGAUGGAAGCACCAAACUGAAGCACAAGGUCAAAAUUGUGUAGAAAAAAGUUUGCACAAAACAAAUGUUAGGACAUAGUGAAAGUUGAGGAAAGGCUACGUGUCAGUUGCUGCUUUCAGUUCUCUGGGCUUUCAUAGCCACAUGUCUGCCUGUCUGUUCUUCCAUUCACCAGUUACUUGGAACACAAGUAUCACUUUGGGCAACAAAGACAAAUCUGCAAAAUCUGCAUGAAUCUACAAACACUGUGUAAAUCACCAACUGUACUUCCUAGUUAGCAUUUAGAAGAGAGCAAGCCAAGAACAGGAAUUACGCUUACAUUCGUGGCUUAAAUAAAUGGCAAAUAUUUUUUUGACUUUGCUUAGAAAUUUUUUCAAGCUAUCAAGUAGAUAUAAUCAAAGAAGUAUGAAUGAACCCACCCCAUUUCCUCAGAAUUUUUUACAAAAAUUCUCAUUGAUAAAAUGUUAAUUACACUAUGGUUCCAGGCUAGGUACACAAAAUGUAUGGACAAAUAAAUUUCUCACUGUAGCUUUGAUUUUUUUCUUAUCUUUCUAGGUGCUAGGGAGUGAUGCAGAGCAUGGGUUGCCCUACAUGGCAAUUCUAGGCUGUUGUGAUGACGAUUCUGAUGAGCCUACCAAUAAAGCUCUCAGUUAUUUAUAGAGUUAACACGUGUACUGGUUGGUCUGGGCUGAGAUGCACAAAUGCAGUUCAUGUAAGCUUCCUCAUAGUUAAGCAGUAAUGUCUGCUAAUCAUGACAGGUUUUAGACUGGAUUUUUAGCUACUGAUUUCAGAACAAAGCUGGGCUUUGAUGCUGAAGAGAUCUCUCUUGAACUGUCACCUGCCCUAGUCUCUGUUUUGGCAUUUGUCCAUUUUGCCCUCUCUGCCUUAUUGCAGAGUUAAAGAAUGGGGGCCACAAUCCUCAAAUGCAAAUUCCUGCAACUGCCAUAAUUUUAUAAUUGGAGAGGAUUAAUACACUCAUCUGAAGAUUUGAUAUUGUCUUUGGUAUUUUAAGAUUAUUUUGAUUGUUGCUGGAGGAUGGGAUAGAGAAAAGCUAUUACAUUGCAAAUCUUUGAAAUUUGGAGGGAAAAAGACCCUGGAGCUAAAAACCCACUUUUUCAUAAUUCCCAUCCAAUUUUAUUCAGAUUUAAUUGAGUUUAAACAGUUCAGUUUAGACACCCGAUUUCCCUUCACUUGAUUUUUUUUUUUCCUCAGGAAACUGGUUCGAGCCUGCCAAAUCCAUGUCUGAACUUGGCUGUUCCAGGGUGAGGGUCUCAGGCUGCCACAAAAGCACUAGACUGCAUUAUGCUGGGAGCUGACAGAGCAAGAUGAUUUGGAGUGAAGCAAGUUAGUGAAGUACUGCCUCCUAUCCUUAGCUCCAUCAGCCUCUCUGGAAUACCUCCUGGGAGAAAAGCUUCUCACAAUCGCUGGGAAACUUGGAGAAGCAGACAGCCUGACCAGGCUACCUCCGUUAAACCAUAGUCUUUUUCCCUCCUUUGGGGACACAAAUAUGUGGCACAGAUCCCACCUCCAGAGUGGGAGAAAAGAGUGGGAUAAAUGGAGCCAUGGCUCUCCUGACUGAUGCAGGAGGUAGCACUCAGCUCCAUGAGGCAUCUCCCUCUCUGGGGUAAGGCCUUCCUCUAUGGCCAGUUGACUUCCUGCAUCUCAGCUGACAGAAGUCUCUGCUGUCAUUUCAGGCUGAAACCCAGGAUGAUGGUUGCAUGGUCCUUGUUGCCGGCCCUGCUAGAAACUGACUUUCCACUUUUUAAAGCAAAAGCUAGGAAAUUACUUUGAAAUAAUUUUUACUUGUUUUGUAACUAUACAUAAUAGAAGCAUAUUAUGACACAAUCCAUGAUGUUGCAAAUGAUUGUUUCCAAAAUUAAUCCUACAAUAGAAAAUAUUUAAAGUGUCUGUAUAUCUGUUAUGUCUAAAUUUAGAUUCUUUUGCUGUAGAGUUUUUUUCUCCUAAUCACAGUAUAUCAUAAUACAAGACCCCAAAACAGGAAGCACAGUGCAGUACUUUAUUUUACCUUUCUUUUAAGGGAUUAACUUAUGUGAAAUAUCAUGGGAGAGAUGGAAGAGUUUCAGCUCCUCCAAUGGGUUUGUUUCAAAUGUGCACUCUCAAUGAAGUUUAGGUACAAAGAAAACUAAACAUUAUCAUGAGGACUGCUGUGUUUGCAAAACAGCCUUAGUGUUAUAUCUGUUUCUUGAAUUCAUUAGUUAAGGUCUUUUGGCAGAAAACUCUAUGAGUUUUACUAGUGAGAUAGUCUUACAUUUUAUAGUGGUGAAAUGUGUAACAAUGGCUAGAUACUUAUAAUUUUUACAGAAAAUUGUCUUAAUGAGUUACACUAUCACUUUCUUUUCAGAAAGAGUAGCUUUUGAAUUCAAUUUUAUCUAAAUGAAAGGUCAUCUGAGCAUACAGUUCAGAUUAAUUCUUCUUCCAAACAAAAUACCAUUAAAUUUUAGUAUUGCCAGGUAUUCCUGUCCAUGUUAUUGUGAGGAAAGACCCGAUGUGAAUAUUUGGCUGUCAGAUCAUCUGAUACUAUCUUUUCUAUUAAAGAGCAGAAUGCACAUUGCCAACCUUUUGUUAUCUAGCUUCCCGACUGCAGCGCAGUGUCGGGUUCUGCCAAACUGGCUUACGUUUGUUAAAUGCUCACCGUGGACUUUAGUUAUCUUUUCCUGGUAGUCUGCAUCCUGCCACUUAGCUGUAAAUGUCACACACUCUUCUUCAUUCAUGCUUCCUAUUAGGAGUUAGUUUUAUUGAAAUUGUGUGCAGAAAUAUGCAAGUGGGCAGGGGAGAAAAAUUAAAUUUGUUCUAGCCAUAGGUGCUGCUGAAAAGACUUUGAUAGGGAAAAAGUAAAAAAUACUGUUCUUGAUGGUUGUACCCUGUCUGGUGAGUGGAAAAAUGGGAAAAGACCCAUAAAAAAAGUCUGAAUGUAGAAGAUUAAAAAAAUUUAUUCUGAUACCUUAAAGCAUAAUUAGUGUGGACUAGUCUUUUUUCUGUAUUUGCAUAACCUGUACCUAAAUUUAACUUUCAUGUUUUAGCUGCAGGCAUUGAUUUUUCAGAUGUAAUCUUCCCCUGUAAUUAAAGAGAAGACAGAAAUAAUAGAAAAAGAACUAAAGUCAGUAUACAAAAUGCUAAAAUUUGUUACCAUUUAACUGGUUGCAGGGUAUGAUUCUUUUAAGUAUCUGAUCUGCUGACAGAUUGAAACUUUACUGUAAAGUACACCAUCAAGCCAACUCCUUGGUACUUCUGAAUAAUACUUCACUAUAAAUCUCCAAGAGUGUUUUGCUUUUUAGGACAUUUUACUGCAAGUAAAAUCUUGUUAUACAUCCACACAGAAGAUAUUAUGUAAGAUUAGAAAAAAAUGUUAUUUUGUCCCAAACCAAGUGAAAGAGGAUUUUCAAAAUGCUUGCAUAGCAGGGAAGAAAUUCCAUGUACUCAGAGGGGGAGAAAAACCCAUCCCAACAAAAACCCCAAAACAUCUUAUUGUGAAAGCAAACUGCCUUUACAUUAUUCUGAAGAAUGUAAAAAUCAUAAUAUUCAAUAGCACAGCAUACCUACAUGUGAUAACAGUGUGCUUUUGACUGUUACAGAAGCAAGGAGUGGAAGAUGCAAGUGUUGGAAAAGAUACAUGGCUGCACACUAGUGUACUCUAGCUGAUAUUUAUUGGUAGGAAAUCAAGCAUUUAUCUCUAGUAGCUACCUAUCCCUAAGUAUUUGUUAUAUUUUGAGACUUGUUCAACAUUUUUUCUUUUGUCUGACUUUUUUUACGCAAAUUUCUGUUAAGGAUUUUAUUUUCUUUUUUUCCCUCUAAAUCUAAGCUACCUUCUCUUUCAAACUAAUCAGACCAAAGGCUAAGUCUUUCUCUUUUUCCUGUCAAGUGCGGACAUGAGAUUUUUGCUUUGUUUUAGUAUUUCUCUACUGAAGAUGAGGGUGCUUCUGGGAGUUGCAAUUUCAGUAAAUACCUUCUUCAGUGGUGCAUUGUUAAUAUCAUUUGUACAGUGCUCCAUGUUAAAUUUCACCUCAUUGAUUAUCAUAAUACAGAAUUGCCUCAGAAGUUUAGUUCUGCCCUGGUGGAAAAUACCAAAGAUUCCAUUCCUGAAAGCUGCUUUUGCUUCACUGACAGAUGACUUUGCUAGAUCAAAUAGGAUGAUAGGAAAAACACAAGAUCAAAACUGUUCAUUUAUCUGUCCAUCAUGUAUGGCCAAGAGAUUUUUGCUUUUCACAUAACUUUACCACAAGUCAAAUCUUGUUAUAUGUGGUUUUUUUGUGAUUACCUUAAACUCAAAGACCAUGAGAUUACUGUGAAUCUUUACUGUCAUUUCCUAUGCCAUUCAGAAAAAUAAUGUAUAUUUCUGUCAAGGCAUCUGAACCAACUCAAACCAGAUGUUAAGAAUUUGUCAUGUCUCUUCAAUUCAGAAUUUAUAUAGGUUUUUUAAGGUAUUUUGUAGAUCCAAGGUAGAAAGUGGUGGGAAACGUGCUGAUCGUGACGUACAAAGUUACUCCAGCUGGUACCAAACGUGGUCUGAAGUGGCACAGCCACAUCUUGGUGGCAACAGCUUUUGUUGUCAGCUGCAGAAUGCCCACUCACUAUCUGCUUGCCACAAAUACCCUAAAAGGUUUUUGGGUGAAGCGAAGUUCUUCUGCAAAACACCAGGCAUCAAGGACAGCUGAAAGAAGCUAGACCCAUGAAACGUAGGCUGUCUUGUUAAUGCGUUUGUGCUGACCUCUUACUGAGCAGUGAGAAGGAAAAUGUUCUGUCAGUUUGUGUGUGUCAAUUAAAGCACCACAUGAAAACUGCCUUUUGUGACUGCUGGGAUGCAUUUUCUACAUUUGUUAAGCAUCAAAAUGUUCUACAACAAGAAGUUUACUUAUAAAGUAUACACAGUAGAGAGCAGGUUUUCUGAAAGCACUGGAAAGGUAUAUUUGACUUAAUAUAAGAAAAAAAAAAGGGUGAAAUUGAUCCUCUGAAAGAGAUAAAAGAAGUUCCACAUGGUCUUCAAAGAUGAAGCCUAUUAGAGCUCUCUGUUAUUUUUAUUACCCAUGCAAGAUAUGUUUUACAUGCAGCUUUCUUGAAAUUGAGAUAAUUUGCUGUUCCAGAGCUUGAUGAUGUUGGUAUUUCCUUUGUUUAAAAGACUACUAACUUUUGUUGGCUGCUACUACUGAUAAAUUCAUAUAAGAGUGAUUUUGUUUUCUCAUUGUCUCUUUUCCAGAUACUGUCUUUUGUCCUGCCUCCAAACAGAGGCUUUACUCUUCCAUGGGAUCUGUAGAGCAAUGACAGUUGUUUCUCUUACCUUUAUACUCAGGGAUUGGAGUUCAGUAACCAUAAAAUAAGUAUUUUGAAUUGGUAAUUCACUUAUUGUAACCAUCACAUCAAGCACGUAUACCUCUGACUGCCUGCUACAAUUCUUUCCAGUUCCUCGCUUUCUAUUAUCUUAAGGUAGCAAAGGGUUUAUUUACAACUCACUUUUUUUCUGGAGUGUGGAAUACGGUCUCAUGCUUUAUGAACUACAGAUAAAAAUUAGUGGAUUUAUGAUUAAUGAUUAAUAAAGUUAAUGAUCAUUGCUACACUGUAAAUGCCUUCCCAGCUCCUGCAUGCCCUAUUCCAUAACAAUGUGUUAUGUCCAGUUUGGUCUGUCCCCUUAGCAAUUUCUGUUUUCUUUGCUGUUUGUCAGUGGAACUAAGAGAAGUCACACAAUGAAUAAGCUUCUUCUCUUUACUAUUUUAAUGGUGAUAAAAUGUUUUAACAUUUUUUUCUGUUACAUUUUACAUAUAGUGACUUCCUCAGGUCUCUUCUUGUACCUUGAAAAUCAUUUGCCCGAAUCCCUUAUGAACCUGUUCUAGCCUGUCAGCACACUGUUGAGAGAGCAUGUAUGAAAGCUGAACUAACUGUUCUGCCAGUGGCCUACUAAGUUUGUUUGCCAGGUGAAAUAGCUGCUGUUCUUUCAUACCAUUUGUCUGCUAAAAUAGGUUACACUUCUGGGGCCACAAUGUUGCCCUGAAAAUUAUGUUUGCCUGGUUGUUCACCAUUCUGCUAAUUCCAUGUUGUAUUGGUAAGCGGGUCAUUAGCAAUUUCUCUUGUUUCUGUCCAGCUGCGUCCCCAGUGAACCCUGGCCUUUUUCCCAGCUCUCUCCCUUGUUGUUUUCCAUUGCUUGCCGGCUUGAUAAGAUACCAGGCACGUUCUGUUUGAUCCACAUGCCUAAUAUUUUUCUGAUGAGGUGGAUAGAGGUAUGAACAGUGAAAGGGUGGCCUCUCAGUUGUCAGUCAAGGCAUGCUCUGCUUCUUGGCUGCUGUUGAACUAAACUGUUGAUUUUUAGGCUGUAUGUCAUGCAAACUCACAAUCCUUUUUGGGAGUUUGUUUUCUAGGAUACAUCUGCUUCCUAUAAUGUGAUCUACAUUCUUCACAGGUACAUGCACCUGUAUGCCCCUGUUCUGAAUGUAUGAGUUUUCUAAAAUGCACCCGAGUUAGCUGUGAACUCUUGGUUUGGACAGCUGUGGUUUCAAUUUAGCAAGAAGUCCAGGUCGCUCUGCAUUUAGGACUUGUCUUUCUCAUUGUGUACAGUUAAUGUAGCCCCAUGCUAAAUGCUGAUUUUUUUCCUAAAUGUUUCUCUAUAUUUUUCUAGUUGAAAAAUAGUUGGUUAGCUUUAAGCAAAGCUAUGACUUACAAGAAAAUAGAUGCAGAUGAAUGAUAAUUCUUUGUACUUAAUUGUGCCUUCUUUUGUCAAAAGGCCAUUUUAAUCAAUUUAAUAUGAAUGAUUCUAACUAAUGGUUGUAAUAUGAAGAUAACAGCUUCAAUUGUCUAUGAAAGAAACAUUUAGUUUCUGGCAUAAAAGUGUGAUAUAGAUACCAAAUUAAAGACAAAGUUAGUUCCUCUCUCUCUCCUUUAUUAAGCUAGAGAUUUAGAAGUAUGAGAGUAAUUAUUUUUAUCUUUGAGUGUAAAGUUUUUCUGAUAAGUUGACUCCAGCUGGCAUCAUGCCCUUCUCUAAAAGUCCACUUAUCUUUAUUACUUUGCUAGUAAUUUUAAGCUAUCUGCAUCUUGCUUUACAAGAAGACUUCUAUUAUUAAUAUUAAUGUUAAUAGUAAUAGUAAUAUUAUUAUUGAAGGAUGUUAUCAGUUAAAUGCUCAUACAGAAUUUUUUUUUGCAUGGUAGGGAUUCCAGCGACUGUCACGAAAUUUUACUCUCUGGCUUGAUGCAUUUUAAACUCUUAUAGUAUGAAUGGUCUCUGCAUUUGUAUUUGUGGUAUUGGUUUAGGAAAACUGUAGCUAACCUGUUUUUCAAAAAAUAGGUCUAAAGCCAUGUAAGAAAGGUCAGCUUCAAAUUGAAAGACUCACAGGAAAAGUUUUCAGUAGGAACAGUGGAAGAAAUAUACUGUUUUCAAAGUGGUUCUUGAUAAGUUAUGGGAAGGUUCAUGCAAUAAAGUUGGUGUGCCAGCAGGGAUCUGAAUUUAGUAGCUCAACCAGCUGCAUAUUUCUAUUAACAGAACUUCAAAGUGAAAUAUUUUUUAUUGUGUUGCUAAGUACUGUGUUGUUACAACAGUGAAGUUCUGGGUAUUCCAUGAAAUUUUUGAUAGAAUAUAUGGUUGAACUUUUAUUUUGGACACUAUUAGACAGAGAAACUGAAAGUAACAUUGAAAAGAAAAUAAAAGGUGUAUUAUUCAUAAGCUAGGUUAUCAUGUUUUAUAAUUUCUGCUUUUACUCACUCAUUGUUUAUGUUUUGCAAUUUAAAUAAAAGAAAAUUCCAAUACAGCAGACUAACCAAAAAUAGUGACUUAGAUUUUAGUUCUGUCUUUGAAACAUUGAGAAUGGGAAAAAUCCAUUUACCAAAUAGAAAACAAUGUAAUCAUUAGAAAGAAAGGUUAUAUUCCUACUCCUAUGCUGGAGCUAACAAUAUUCUGUUCCAAACUUGAAAAUACCAUAUUUGUUGAUCUAGUGACAAUAGUCAGGCAGAUGAUGUUUUUGGGGUGGCACAUGAAGCUUUUCUGGGGGCUAUGGGUGCUCUUUAAAGAGCAGCAGUGCAGGGCUUCAGGAGAGAGAGAUGCUGUGCAACACCUGCCAGGUGGGGGACAGGCUGGUUGUCACCAUCAGCUCAGCAGUAGUUAGCACUGCUCUUUGUUCAGGGCAGGCUGGGGAACCAGCACUGGCUGCCGCAUUUUGCUUUUCAGGUUUUUUAUUUGUACUGAAGGAUCCCUGUGGAGUUAGCAGAGUGCCUUAUUUCCUUGAGAUGCUUGUCUCAUUUUAUCAAGGUAAGUUAUUUCAGUGCAAAAUCCAAUAAAUACCUCUUGAGAUAGCACAGAUUGACAAAAAUAGGUGGGAUCAAUCAAGUAACUUAGGCAUAUGACUGGGAAUAGAAGUGGUUUUAGUAACUCAGAAGCUUUUGGUGUUCUCUUCCAAAUGGACUGAACUGUUGCAGGUGGAGUAGCACUGAUAAUGUGUUCUGUAAGUUUUUCUUUUAAUCUCCUGAAAUCCAUACUUGAUAGAUCUUUCAUUUACUAUAUUUUCUCUAGAUUUCUAGGAACCUUGCAAUCCUUUCUAUGCAGUCUUGAGCUCUAAGGUUCUAGCUCACUUUCUUAAGGUCAAGGAAAUGUGAAGUACCCUUUGUCAAAGCCAAACAAGCGUUCAGAAAAAAAAUCCAGCCCCCAAAUCCCUUCUGCCCAUUUCAUCUCUGAUGCCUUAAGUUGAUCCAGAAUGCUUUCCUGUCCUGACAGAUGUUCCUCCCAUGUUUUAUGAAAACAGAUGAAGUCAUUUUAGCACAUGAAGAUGUCUUCUGUUCUCGGUUUUUGUGUUACUUCAGAGAGCAGUAAAUGACCUGUCCCUUGUGCAUUCAUGAUUUUCUAAUACAUUCAUCAAAGUUAAAAGCUUUUGGGAUGCCACAAAGACAGUUUUCUGGUAUAUGCACAACCCAAAGCUAUGCUUCUUACUUUUGUCUGUCAUGAAAAAAAACCAAAACAAUUAAGUCCUGUAGUACAGGACUUUUUUUUUUUUUUUCCAACAUUAUGUCUUGUAGAUUACCUGACAAUUUUCUGUCUAUCCCCAUUCUGCCUUAUAUCUUUUUUUGGUAUAUGUUAGUUCUAAGAAUAAUAUGUCAGUCCUUCAGUUGAAAAUGAGAAUGACAUUUCUAAGAUUCUGGUGAUAUAUUUCUACUGAUUGUACUAAAAAGCUGACUAUCUUUAAAUAAAGUUCUUUUUUUCCUGUUCAGGUAUAGAAAGAAAUGAACUUUAAGAACCAGUGCAAGAAUAAUUAAUAAAUCAUGUCACUCAUUUUCACAGUAGUGAAAGUGCUUCUAGUUGACACUUUUAUAAAUUAGCUUUUAUAUGUCAUUAGGAUGACUUGUCCACAUGAAUGUAUUUAUACUGGUAAUAGUCAUGAUAUUUUUUUUUCUUUUUGGGAUCUGAGUUUUUGGGAGUAUCUAGCAACUGAAUAAUUUAUGAUUUUCACAAGAGGGCUGUGAUUCUACAGUUCUCUAAUAACUGAAGCAGUAUUCAUGCUACCACUCCACAAUCUGAACUCUUGUCUUCCUAAAAGAGCUUCCAACAGAUCAGCUUUUAAAAAAUGACAGUCUGCGGAUAAGUUAGUUGUGAAAAGAAAAUUUAAAGCAUUCAUUUCCAAGCAUAGGGAGUGGCCCAGGAUCAUUCACCUGAAAUCUUAACUGUCCCAAAAUACACUCAAAUAAAAAUUUGAGCACUCUCAUAUUCAAAGACCAAUGCCUUAAAGAACUCUGCUUUAGAGCACUGGCUCAGCAAAUCCUUCUGUUUUGUUCUUUAUUAGGAACUCUAUUUUCAGUUACUCUUGUAUUAACUUGGGGAAACACUUAAAACAAGUAUGUGUAUUGACACAGUUUGUACGUGAGAAACGUGGACAUGGAGGAUUGUGAUUUAUUGACCAGAAUUCAUAUGAGAAGAGAUAGUGGGUAGAAGAAAGCAUGUUUUGUAUGCCUGGCUUUUUUUUCCUCCCACAUGUGGAACACAAGUCUCUCAAAUAUUUACAGGAGUAUGCUUUUUGAUAAUAUGGGAUUUAUCUCCAGCGCCACGUCCAAGAGUUAGAUGAAAAUGGUUUUUAGAAACAGUAAUAAUACAGAUGGUCUGCUUAAGGGGUAAGUGAUACAGUAGCAUGUUUUCUGACUGCUCUUUACUUGGUCAAGAGCUUUUCCUUGGAUUUCUACAUAUUCAUAUUUAUUUCUGAAUUCUUUGCUUUAAAAGCAUAAAAGAAUAAAAAAAGAAGAUCACCUAGGAGUUAAAGAACCUACUACAGUUCUCCAUUUCUAAAAUGUUAAUAGUCAAGGAUUUGAAAUAUUAGAUCCUUAGUGCCAUAGGCUAAACAGCAGUCCUCUGAAAAGGUUAAUAUUUAAUUUGGCAUAUUUGCUCUGAAUGUUAGCUAUAUUAAAUAUUUGUAUUUUCUCUGAGCUUGAAAGAAGCUUAGUAUUUUCAGCAUCUUGUGUAAUUCCUAUUUCCAGAGAUAUAUUAAGAGGUUAUUUAAGGUCACCACUGUGGUGCUGUCAAAAGACACAGCUCUCAUAGCCAGCAGACCAUGCUAGCCCAGGGUGAGCUGGCUAGAAACAUCAUGUUUGGCUCAUGUGCUUUGUUUAAGCUGCUGAAUUGUACUGAAAGACAUCUGAAAAUACUCUGAAAAUAAUGUAGGCAGUAACAUCUUUAUUAAUUAAGAAACACAUCCAUUAAAAAAAAAAUUAAAACACUUAGAAUCUGUCUUCUCUGUAUUCAUGCAAACAGCAGCUGCAAUUAAGGCUGUUGUAGCUGAAAGGGGAGAAGCAGUGUCUGUGAGUGGGAUGGCAAAUGGACCCGGGUACACUGUUCCUGCUAACAUAUGGGCUGCUAUUAGAAAGGAGCACAAGAAAUCUGGUGAUGAGCAGUUGAGCAGUACAUAAAGAACUGCAGUGGCUUAAUGAAGGCAAGAAGAGAAGAAUAAUUGACAUGGGGAACAAGUCGGGAUCUGUUAUUUGAAUUGGCCCUUUGGUGUUUCAGUUUGACAUGCAAGCUAAAAUGUCCUAUAAAAUGAGGAUCGGCAUGAGCCUGACUUUUUGGAAAUAGAAAGCCUAGCCAAGCUGUCUUUUGGGGAGAUAUUGCCUUAGAUGAUGAAGACUUAAAAAUCUUUCAAAUUGACAGGACGAUUGACCUUACGCAGCACUCCAACGAAAGACUUGGCCAUAACACAGGUGGCUUUGGAGAGCAUGGAAUGUCAAAAAAACGUGGUGCCCUCUAUCAGCUUAUAGAGAGGAUAAGAAGAUUUGGCUCUGGUUUUGAGCAAAAUAAUACAUCUAAAGGAAGAACUACUGUAAAAUUCUCAGGGAAAAAUGAGAAAAACCGAUUUCCCAGAGCUGCUACAUCACGAACAGAAAGAAUAUGGCCAGGUGGUGUCAUUCCAUAUGUAAUAGGUGGAAAUUUCACUGGCACGCAGCGUGCCAUGUUCAAGCAGGCCAUGCGGCACUGGGAGAAGUACACCUGCGUCACCUUCAUCGAGCGCAGCGACGAGGAGAGCUACAUUGUCUUCACCUACAGACCCUGUGGGUGCUGUUCUUAUGUGGGUCGUAGAGGAAAUGGUCCUCAGGCUAUAUCUAUUGGCAAGAACUGUGAUAAAUUUGGCAUAGUUGUCCAUGAGUUGGGUCAUGUGAUAGGUUUUUGGCAUGAACAUACACGACCAGACCGUGAUGACCAUGUCACCAUCAUUAGAGAGAACAUCCAGCCUGGUCAGGAAUAUAACUUUUUGAAGAUGGAGCCUGGAGAGGUGAACUCCCUGGGGGAACCGUAUGACUUUGACAGCAUUAUGCACUAUGCCAGGAACACCUUCUCAAGGGGCAUGUUUCUGGAUACCAUUCUCCCUUCCCGUGAUGACAAUGGUAUACGACCUGCCAUUGGCCAGCGUACCCGUCUAAGUAAAGGAGAUAUUGCACAGGCAAGAAAGCUGUAUAGAUGUCCAGCCUGUGGAGAAACACUGCAAGAAUCUACAGGCAACUUUUCUUCUCCUGGAUUUCCAAAUGGUUAUCCUUCCUACACACACUGCAUAUGGAGAAUCUCUGUGACCCCGGGAGAGAAGAUUGUUUUAAACUUUACCACCAUGGACCUUUACAAGAGCAGUCUCUGUUGGUACGACUAUAUUGAAGUAAGAGAUGGCUACUGGAGAAAAUCCUCUCUGCUUGGCAGGUUUUGUGGUGACAAACUGCCAGAAGUGCUCACAUCCACCGACAGCAGGAUGUGGAUUGAGUUCCGCAGCAGCAGCAACUGGGUUGGGAAGGGUUUUGCAGCAGUUUAUGAAGCUAUUUGUGGAGGUGAAAUCCACAAAAAUGAAGGCCAGAUCCAGUCUCCCAAUUAUCCUGAUGACUACAGACCAAUGAAGGAAUGUGUGUGGAAAAUAACAGUGUCAGAAAACUACAAUGUAGGAUUAACCUUUCAAGCAUUUGAGAUUGAAAGGCAUGACAACUGUGCAUAUGACUACUUGGAAAUCCGAGAUGGAACAAACGAGAACAGUCCUUUGAUUGGUCACUUUUGUGGCUAUGACAAGCCAGAAGACAUUAGAUCUACCUCUAAUACCCUGUGGAUGAAGUUUGUUUCUGAUGGAACUGUUAACAAAGCUGGGUUUGCAGCUAACUUUUUUAAAGAGGAAGAUGAAUGUGCCAAACCUGACAAUGGUGGCUGUGAGCAGCGCUGUGUGAAUACCCUGGGCAGCUACCAGUGCGCCUGCGAUCCUGGCUACGAACUUGGUCCUGACAAGAAGAGUUGUGAAGCUGCUUGUGGAGGACUCCUGACAAAGCUAAAUGGGACUAUAACCACACCAGGGUGGCCAAAAGAGUAUCCUCCAAACAAAAACUGUGUGUGGCAGGUGGUUGCCCCAACGCAAUACCGAAUUUCAAUGAAGUUUGAGUUUUUUGAGUUAGAAGGGAAUGAAGUUUGCAAGUACGAUUAUGUGGAGAUUCGCAGUGGCCUUUCUUCUGAUUCCAAGCUCCACGGUAAAUUCUGCGGUACAGAAGUGCCUGACGUUAUCACCUCUCAGUACAACAACAUGCGCAUUGAGUUUCGGUCUGACAACACUGUCUCAAAAAAAGGCUUCAAGGCACACUUCUUCUCAGACAAGGAUGAGUGUUCGAAGGACAACGGUGGCUGCCAGCACGAGUGCAUCAACACAGUAGGGAGCUACGUCUGCCAGUGCCGGAACGGAUUUGUGCUACACGAAAAUAAACAUGACUGCAAGGAAGCUGAGUGUGAGCAGAAGAUCCACAGUCCCAAUGGCAUCAUCACAAGUCCCAACUGGCCCGACAAGUAUCCCAGCAGGAAGGAGUGCACGUGGGAAAUCAGUGCCACCCCUGGGCAGAGGGUCAAACUGACAUUCAAUGAAUUUGAAAUAGAACAACAUCAAGAAUGUGCUUAUGACCACUUGGAAGUGUUUGAUGGCGAAAGUGAAAAAUCACCAAUCCUGGGACGCUUAUGCGGCAAUAAAAUACCAGAUCCUCUCAUUGCUACUGGAAACAGAAUGUUCCUCCGCUUUAUUUCUGAUGCUUCAGUUCAAAGAAAAGGCUUCCAAGCAACUCACUCUACAGAGUGUGGUGGUCGCUUGAAAGCUGAACUCAAGCCCAAGGACCUGUACUCACAUGCUCAGUUUGGUGAUAACAACUACCCCGUUCAGGCAGACUGUGACUGGCUGCUGGUGGCCGAGCGCGGCGCUCGCGUCGAGUUAAUGUUCCAGACUUUCGAGGUUGAGGAGGAGGCAGACUGUGGCUACGAUUACGUGGAGCUUUUUGAUGGUCAUGAUAAGACAGCAGUGAGACUCGGUCGAUUUUGUGGAUCUGGGCCACCAGAAGAAAUUUAUUCAGCAGGAGAAUCUCUUUUACUUCACUUUCACACUGAUGAUACAAUCAACAAGAAAGGAUUUCAUAUACGAUACAGAAGUAUAAAAUAUCCAGAUAGCAUGCACACCAAAAAAUAA
This is a messenger RNA of Motacilla alba alba, 18599 nucleotides long. RefSeq names its product tolloid like 1 (gene TLL1). Gene Ontology annotation, molecular function: metalloendopeptidase activity; zinc ion binding; calcium ion binding. The transcript has 21 exons. Bases 15858 to 18599 code for a protein of 913 amino acids. The record is from RefSeq and is a predicted model, not a curated record. Lineage: Eukaryota; Metazoa; Chordata; Aves; Passeriformes; Motacillidae. Gene Ontology annotation, biological process: proteolysis.